AUGUACCCGCUACAAGGCUAUCCCAUGUCUCCCUUCGGGUACCCACAGCAGUUUCAAGAAGGAGCCGGCUACGCGUUUCCACAGGGAGUGUUUCCGCCGUACGGGCCUCAGGGAUUUCCAGCGCAGCCGGGGAUGUUCGUACCGCCUGUAGGGGCAGCCACGCCCGCUGGCAUGUAUCCUGGAUAUCCUCCUGCUGCGUUCGGGCCGACGCAAGCGGCGCAGGCAGCAGGGGGAUUUCCAGGAGGCCCUUCUAUGAUUCCAUCCGCCCCGCAACCAGCUGGCGUUGCGGGCGUUGGUGCUGCUGCGCAACCUUUUGGGUUCCAGCAGAUGCAAGGAGGACAAUCCCAAGGUUUUCAGGGGACGGGCGAGCAGCAGCAGAUGGGAGGUGCCAGCCACCUUGCAGGAGGCCCUGGGGCGCAACCAAAUCCAGACCUACCAGUGAUCCAGGAUCUCAUUGCCACCACUGGCCUCGCCAACAGCAACUGGAUGAAGGCAAAGCCCCACCUGGUGUAUGUGCUCGUGUACGACCUGGUGGUGUCAGGCAAGGGUACAUUGGGGUCAGGAGCGGUGCAGAAAGUAGUACUUUCACACAAGGCGGCUCUCAGAGCGGCGCUUGCCCGACUGCUGGUGAAGCAGCGAGCGGCAUCAGUGGAGGAGCUUCUUGGUCCCUCCAAUGACCCACCUGUUGCUGCACGUGAGUCCCAUUGCCUCCUCCCUGCCCACUGCCACCUCUUUGACCCCCGUUAUGUGCGAGUGAACACCCUGCGCACCACCACUCAAGCAGUGCUGGCGCACUUUCAGGCUGGCACGGCCCAAGAGAGCAGUGGCACGGAUGGGGCGAAUGAGGCAAAUGGUGCCGGCAAAAGUGGGGAUGAUGGAAGUGGAAGCGGUGACGCUAACAUCAGUGCAGGGAAUGCAGGAGGGAGGGCGGAGGGGAAGGGCCGCGCCAGCUGCUUCCCGGCGUUCAUCCUCGCACCUCGCCCCGGGUGGCAUGUUUUGGACGCAUGUGCAGCGCCGGGCAACAAGACGUCCCACGUGGCUGCACUCAUGGAGAACACAGGGCGGCUCACCGCGUGCGAGAGGGACGCGAAGAGAGCAACUCUUUUGAGGAAGAAUCUGGAUAAGGCUGGGGUGACGUGUGAGUAUGUGAGGGGUGAUGGGUACUUGAGGGGGUGGUGUAAAGUGGUGAUUGCCGGGCAACAAGGCAUCCCACGUGCUCAAGUGCACGAGGGGGAUUUCCUCGCCAUCGAUCCUGCCUCUCCUGAAUUCGCUGAUGUACAGGCAAUCCUGCUCGACCCCUCUUGCUCUGGCUCAGGCACUCGGCACUCCCGAGGGGACCUGCUACUCUCUCAGGGAUCCCCCUCACCCCACGACAGCAUCCCAGCAGCAGAGCGCAUCACCUACAGCACAUGCUCCAUCAACGAGAGGGAGAACGAGGCAGCGGUGGCGGCGGUGCUCCCUGCUGCAGAUCCCAGCAGCACAGCGCAUCACCUACAGCACAUGCUCCAUCAACGAGAGGGAGAACGAGGCAGCGGUGGCGGCGUCCCAGCAGCACAGCGCAUCACCUACAGCACAUGCUCCACCAACGAGAGGGAGAACGAGUCAGUGGUUGCAGCAGUGCUCCCUGCUGCUCUCUGUACCCCUCCAUCAUCUUCUCCUCUGCACCCGCCUGUACCCCUCUGUACCCUUCUGUUCCCCCAGUCCCAGCAGCAGAGCGCGUUACCUACAGCACUCCCAGCAGCACAGCGUGUCACCUACAGCACAUGCUCCAUCAACGAGAGGGAGAACGAGGCAGUGGUGGCGGCAGUGCUCCCUGCAGCUCUCGCGAACGGCUUCCGUCUUGCCCCGGCCCUGCCUAAAUGGCCCAGAAGAGGGCUGCCCUCCUACCCUUUUGGAGAGGGCUGCCCUCCUACCCUUUCGGUGAGCUUCCCCCCUGUGAAUCGCCUGAAUGCGGCAGUGGUAGCGGCAGUGCUCCCUGCUGCUCUCGCGAACGGCUUCCGCCUCGCCCCCGCCUUGCCUGCUUGGCCCAGGAGAGGGCUGCCGUCCUACCCCUUUGCGCACCAAGUGGUGCGCACAGAUCCUGCCACUGACGGCGCAGAUGGAUUCUUCAAGUUUGAGACGUCUCAGAAUUUUGGGUUUUGA
Closterium sp. Naga37s-1 is the source of this 2142-nucleotide messenger RNA. NCBI's taxonomy places the organism in Eukaryota, Viridiplantae, Streptophyta, Zygnematophyceae, Desmidiales, Closteriaceae. The record is from the annotation of a GenBank genome assembly.